Molecule: messenger RNA, 603 nt
Organism: Helobdella robusta
Lineage: Eukaryota; Metazoa; Annelida; Clitellata; Rhynchobdellida; Glossiphoniidae
Exons: 6
Coding region: 1-603 (200 amino acids)
Biological process (GO): signal transduction
Cellular component (GO): plasma membrane
Molecular function (GO): GDP binding; GTPase activity; GTP binding
Source: RefSeq, a predicted model, not a curated record
AUGUCUUCAAAACCUCACGGAGAUAGUUUCGUAGUAAAAAAUUAUCGACUGGCUGUUGUUGGUGGUGGGGCCGUUGGUAAAAGUACCCUAACUAUCCAGUUUAUUCAGUCGUGUUUCGUUACUGACUAUGAUCCAACCAUUGAAGAUUCCUACACAAAGCAGUGUAUCAUUGAUGGCAUUGCUUCCAAACUUGACAUUCUUGACACAGCUGGCCAAGAAGACUUCCAUGCAAUGAAGGAACAGUACAUGAGAACAGCCGAAGGAUUUUUGCUUGUCUUUUCUGUUACUGAUCAAAAUAGUUUUGCAGAAACGAGCAACUUUUAUAUGCAGAUCUUGAGAGUGAAAGACAGGGAAGAGUUCCCCAUCAUAUUGGUUGGCAACAAAGCUGAUUUAGAGAGCAGAAGACAGGUAACGUCUGAAGAGGGCCUGCAGCUUGGCCGGCAUCUUGGCAUUCCAUACAUCGAGACAAGUGCAAAAAAUCGAAUGAACAUCGAUGCAGUCUUCCAUGAAUUAGUACGCAUGAUUAGAAAGUUUCAAGAAGCCGAGAGGACACCAUGCAAACAGAAAAAAACGCAAAGAAGAAGCAACUGCUCCAUCUUUUGA